AUGGAAGGCGAAGGGCACAAACCGAGGAGAGAAGCUUCACCAGGGGUGGACAGAGCAGGGCUGAAGUGCCUUGAUUCUGAUGCUGGCAGCAGCAAGGGGGAGGAGGGGCAAAAGCCGGAGAAAGGAGUCCUGUCAGGGACUGUUGGAGCAGAGCUGAAGCGCCAUGCUUCUAGUGCUGGCGAUAGCAAGGAAGAGAAUGAGGGGGUCUUAGUGAGCAGUGAACGCUUGGCAGAGACUUUUCGGAAGUUGAAAGAGCAGUCCAAGAUUGUGGAUGCGUUGUGCUUGACAAUCCAGACCGAGAGUGCUCGACUGGUACAGUUAACUGCAGCAGCAGCCGGUGGGGAAGCACAGCAAGUGGAAGCGAAAAAGGAGGAGGCAGUUGCUGGUGGAAAGACAAGCUUGUUACGGUCCGUUAAAGAAUUGGAAGAGCAGUUGGGAACGCUUAAGGUGCUGCAGAGGGAAGUAAGUUCUGCAGUCCAGACCUGUCAGAGUCAACGAGGUCAGCUUGAUGAGGCCAACGGAGGGGCAGCAGGGGAAGCAAGGGCGGAGGAAGCAAGGGCGGAGGAAGCAAGGGCGGAGGAAGCAAGGGCGGAGGAAGCAAGGGCGGAGGAAGCAAGGGCGGAGGAAGCAAGGGCGGAGGAAGCAAGGGCGGAGGAAGCAAGGGCGGAGGAAGCAAGGGCGGAGGACAGUCCAAAGCCGUGCCAGCUGCUAUCUCAUGCCGGCAUGGUUCACUACUUGGACGUGACAAACAAGUGGAAUGAGGAUCUGUGCGCGUGCUGCUUUGACCGGGCAGUGAGCCAGCGAGCACAGCGAGCUCUUGCGAUGAAGGACCUUGAGGAGUUGCGUUGCCACCUGCGCAGGCUGCAGCCUCGUUCCAUCCCCGCAGCUGCCAAGGAGCAGCAGCAGCACAAUCAGGCCGCUUUUGACUCCGCUAAAGGGGUACUGGAGCAGGCUGUACGAGAGCAACAUGGAGCUUCCCAUCAGAGUCAGCGGGCUGGAGAAGGCGCAUGCAGAGGGGAGGGCUGGAGAAGGCGCAUGGAGAAGGCUGCUGAGGAGGUGCAUGGGGAGGGAAAGGGGAGGGGGAGAGCUGCGGAGAAGGCUGCUGAGGAGGUGCAUGGGGAGGGAAAGGGGAGGGGGAGAGCUGCGGAGAAGGCUGCUGAGGAGGUGCAUGGGGAGGGAAAGGGGAGGGGGAGAGCUGCGGAGAAGGCUGCUGAGGAGGUGCAUGUGGAGGGAAAGGGGAGGGGGAGAGCUGCGGAGAAGGCUGCUGAGGAGGUGCAUGGGGAGGGAAAGGGGAGGGGGAGAGCUGCGGAGAAGGCUGCUGAGGAGGUGCAUGGGGAGGGAAAGGGGAGGGGGAGAGCUGCGGAGAAGGCUGCUGAGGAGGUGCAUGGGGAGGGAAAGGGGAGGGGGAGAGCUGCGGAGAAGGCUGCUGAGGAGGUGCAUGUGGAGGGAAAGGGGAGGGGGAGAGCUGCGGAGAAGGCUGCUGAGGAGGUGCAUGUGGAGGGAAAGGGGAGGGGGAGAGCUGCGGAGAAGGCUGCUGAGGAGGUGCAUGUGGAGGGAAAGGGGAGGGGGAGAGCUGCGGAGAAGGCUGCUGAGGAGGUGCAUGGGGAGGGAAAGGGGAGGGGGAGAGCUGCGGAGAAGGCUGCUGAGGAGGUGCAUGGGGAGGGAAAGGGGAGGGGGAGAGCUGCGGAGAAGGCUGCUGAGGAGGUGCAUGUGGAGGGAAAGGGGAGGGGGAGAGCUGCGGAGAAGGCUGCUGAGGAGGUGCAUGUGGAGGGAAAGGGGAGGGGGAGAGCUGCGGAGAAGGCUGCUGAGGAGGUGCAUGGGGAGGGAAAGGGGAGGGGGAGAGCUGCGGAGAAGGCUGCUGAGGAGGUGCAUGUGGAGGGAAAGGGGAGGGGGAGAGCUGCGGAGAAGGCUGCUGAGGAGGUGCAUGGGGAGGGAAAGGGGAGGGGGAGAGCUGCGGAGAAGGCUGCUGAGGAGGUGCAUGUGGAGGGAAAGGGGAGGGGGAGAGCUGCGGAGAAGGCUGCUGAGGAGGUGCAUGGGGAGGGAAAGGGGAGGGGGAGAGCUGCGGAGAAGGCUGCUGAGGAGGUGCAUGGGGAGGGAAAGGGGAGGGGGAGAGCUGCGGAGAAGGCUGCUGAGGAGGUGCAUGGGGAGGGAAAGGGGAGGGGGAGAGCUGCGGAGAAGGCUGCUGAGGAGGUGCAUGUGGAGGGAAAGGGGAGGGGGAGAGCUGCGGAGAAGGCUGCUGAGGAGGUGCAUGUGGAGGGAAAGGGGAGGGGGAGAGCUGCGGAGAAGGCUGCUGAGGAGGUGCAUGUGGAGGGAAAGGGGAGGGGGAGAGCUGCGGAGAAGGCUGCUGAGGAGGUGCAUGGGGAGGGAAAGGGGAGGGGGAGAGCUGCGGAGAAGGCUGCUGAGGAGGUGCAUGGGGAGGGAAAGGGGAGGGGGAGAGCUGCGGAGAAGGCUGCUGAGGAGGUGCAUGUGGAGGGAAAGGGGAGGGGGAGAGCUGCGGAGAAGGCUGCUGAGGAGGUGCAUGUGGAGGGAAAGGGGAGGGGGAGAGCUGCGGAGAAGGCUGCUGAGGAGGUGCAUGUGGAGGGAAAGGGGAGGGGGAGAGCUGCGGAGAAGGCUGCUGAGGAGGUGCAUGUGGAGGGAAAGGGGAGGGGGAGAGCUGCGGAGAAGGCUGCUGAGGAGGUGCAUGUGGAGGGAAAGGGGAGGGGGAGAGCUGCGGAGAAGGCUGCUGAGGAGGUGCAUGUGGAGGGAAAGGGGAGGGGGAGAGCUGCGGAGAAGGCUGCUGAGGAGGUGCAUGUGGAGGGAAAGGGGAGGGGGAGAGCUGCGGAGAAGGCUGCUGAGGAGGUGCAUGUGGAGGGAAAGGGGAGGGGGAGAGCUGCGGAGAAGGCUGCUGAGGAGGUGCAUGUGGAGGGAAAGGGGAGGGGGAGAGCUGCGGAGAAGGCUGCUGAGGAGGUGCAUGGGGAGGGAAAGGGGAGGGGGAGAGCUGCGGAGAAGGCUGCUGAGGAGGUGCAUGGGGAGGGAAAGGGGAGGGGGAGAGCUGCGGAGAAGGCUGCUGAGGAGGUGCAUGUGGAGGGAAAGGGGAGGGGGAGAGCUGCGGAGAAGGCUGCUGAGGAGGUGCAUGUGGAGGGAAAGGGGAGGGGGAGAGCUGCGGAGAAGGCUGCUGAGGAGGUGCAUGUGGAGGGAAAGGGGAGGGGGAGAGCUGCGGAGAAGGCUGCUGAGGAGGUGCAUGUGGAGGGAAAGGGGAGGGGGAGAGCUGCGGAGAAGGCUGCUGAGGAGGUGCAUGUGGAGGGAAAGGGGAGGGGGAGAGCUGCGGAGAAGGCUGCUGAGGAGGUGCAUGUGGAGGGAAAGGGGAGGGGGAGAGCUGCGGAGAAGGCUGCUGAGGAGGUGCAUGUGGAGGGAAAGGGGAGGGGGAGAGCUGCGGAGAAGGCUGCUGAGGAGGUGCAUGUGGAGGGAAAGGGGAGGGGGAGAGCUGCGGAGAAGGCUGCUGAGGAGGUGCAUGUGGAGGGAAAGGGGAGGGGGAGAGCUGCGGAGAAGGCUGCUGAGGAGGUGCAUGGGGAGGGAAAGGGGAGGGGGAGAGCUGCGGAGAAGGCUGCUGAGGAGGUGCAUGUGGAGGGAAAGGGGAGGGGGAGAGCUGCGGAGAAGGCUGCUGAGGAGGUGCAUGUGGAGGGAAAGGGGAGGGGGAGAGCUGCGGAGAAGGCUGCUGAGGAGGUGCAUGUGGAGGGAAAGGGGAGGGGGAGAGCUGCGGAGAAGGCUGCUGAGGAGGUGCAUGUGGAGGGAAAGGGGAGGGGGAGAGCUGCGGAGAAGGCUGCUGAGGAGGUGCAUGGGGAGGGAAAGGGGAGGGGGAGAGCUGCGGAGAAGGCUGCUGAGGAGGUGCAUGGGGAGGGAAAGGGGAGGGGGAGAGCUGCGGAGAAGGCUGCUGAGGAGGUGCAUGUGGAGGGAAAGGGGAGGGGGAGAGCUGCGGAGAAGGCUGCUGAGGAGGUGCAUGUGGAGGGAAAGGGGAGGGGGAGAGCUGCGGAGAAGGCUGCUGAGGAGGUGCAUGUGGAGGGAAAGGGGAGGGGGAGAGCUGCGGAGAAGGCUGCUGAGGAGGUGCAUGUGGAGGGAAAGGGGAGGGGGAGAGCUGCGGAGAAGGCUGCUGAGGAGGUGCAUGUGGAGGGAAAGGGGAGGGGGAGAGCUGCGGAGAAGGCUGCUGAGGAGGUGCAUGUGGAGGGAAAGGGGAGGGGGAGAGCUGCGGAGAAGGCUGCUGAGGAGGUGCAUGGGGAGGGAAAGGGGAGGGGGAGAGCUGCGGAGAAGGCUGCUGAGGAGGUGCAUGUGGAGGGAAAGGGGAGGGGGAGAGCUGCGGAGAAGGCUGCUGAGGAGGUGCAUGUGGAGGGAAAGGGGAGGGGGAGAGCUGCGGAGAAGGCUGCUGAGGAGGUGCAUGUGGAGGGAAAGGGGAGGGGGAGAGCUGCGGAGAAGGCUGCUGAGGAGGUGCAUGUGGAGGGAAAGGGGAGGGGGAGAGCUGCGGAGAAGGCUGCUGAGGAGGUGCAUGUGGAGGGAAAGGGGAGGGGGAGAGCUGCGGAGAAGGCUGCUGAGGAGGUGCAUGUGGAGGGAAAGGGGAGGGGGAGAGCUGCGGAGAAGGCUGCUGAGGAGGUGCAUGUGGAGGGAAAGGGGAGGGGGAGAGCUGCGGAGAAGGCUGCUGAGGAGGUGCAUGUGGAGGGAAAGGGGAGGGGGAGAGCUGCGGAGAAGGCUGCUGAGGAGGUGCAUGUGGAGGGAAAGGGGAGGGGGAGAGCUGCGGAGAAGGCUGCUGAGGAGGUGCAUGUGGAGGGAAAGGGGAGGGGGAGAGCUGCGGAGAAGGCUGCUGAGGAGGUGCAUGGGGAGGGAAAGGGGAGGGGGAGAGCUGCGGAGAAGGCUGCUGAGGAGGUGCAUGUGGAGGGAAAGGGGAGGGGGAGAGCUGCGGAGAAGGCUGCUGAGGAGGUGCAUGUGGAGGGAAAGGGGAGGGGGAGAGCUGCGGAGAAGGCUGCUGAGGAGGUGCAUGUGGAGGGAAAGGGGAGGGGGAGAGCUGCGGAGAAGGCUGCUGAGGAGGUGCAUGUGGAGGGAAAGGGGAGGGGGAGAGCUGCGGAGAAGGCUGCUGAGGAGGUGCAUGGGGAGGGAAAGGGGAGGGGGAGAGCUGCGGAGAAGGCUGCUGAGGAGGUGCAUGGGGAGGGAAAGGGGAGGGGGAGAGCUGCGGAGAAGGCUGCUGAGGAGGUGCAUGUGGAGGGAAAGGGGAGGGGGAGAGCUGCGGAGAAGGCUGCUGAGGAGGUGCAUGUGGAGGGAAAGGGGAGGGGGAGAGCUGCGGAGAAGGCUGCUGAGGAGGUGCAUGUGGAGGGAAAGGGGAGGGGGAGAGCUGCGGAGAAGGCUGCUGAGGAGGUGCAUGGGGAGGGAAAGGGGAGGGGGAGAGCUGCGGAGAAGGCUGCUGAGGAGGUGCAUGGGGAGGGAAAGGGGAGGGGGAGAGCUGCGGAGAAGGCUGCUGAGGAGGUGCAUGUGGAGGGAAAGGGGAGGGGGAGAGCUGCGGAGAAGGCUGCUGAGGAGGUGCAUGUGGAGGGAAAGGGGAGGGGGAGAGCUGCGGAGAAGGCUGCUGAGGAGGUGCAUGUGGAGGGAAAGGGGAGGGGGAGAGCUGCGGAGAAGGCUGCUGAGGAGGUGCAUGUGGAGGGAAAGGGGAGGGGGAGAGCUGCGGAGAAGGCUGCUGAGGAGGUGCAUGUGGAGGGAAAGGGGAGGGGGAGAGCUGCGGAGAAGGCUGCUGAGGAGGUGCAUGGGGAGGGAAAGGGGAGGGGGAGAGCUGCGGAGAAGGCUGCUGAGGAGGUGCAUGUGGAGGGAAAGGGGAGGGGGAGAGCUGCGGAGAAGGCUGCUGAGGAGGUGCAUGUGGAGGGAAAGGGGAGGGGGAGAGCUGCGGAGAAGGCUGCUGAGGAGGUGCAUGUGGAGGGAAAGGGGAGGGGGAGAGCUGCGGAGAAGGCUGCUGAGGAGGUGCAUGUGGAGGGAAAGGGGAGGGGGAGAGCUGCGGAGAAGGCUGCUGAGGAGGUGCAUGUGGAGGGAAAGGGGAGGGGGAGAGCUGCGGAGAAGGCUGCUGAGGAGGUGCAUGUGGAGGGAAAGGGGAGGGGGAGAGCUGCGGAGAAGGCUGCUGAGGAGGUGCAUGUGGAGGGAAAGGGGAGGGGGAGAGCUGCGGAGAAGGCUGCUGAGGAGGUGCAUGUGGAGGGAAAGGGGAGGGGGAGAGCUGCGGAGAAGGCUGCUGAGGAGGUGCAUGUGGAGGGAAAGGGGAGGGGGAGAGCUGCGGAGAAGGCUGCUGAGGAGGUGCAUGUGGAGGGAAAGGGGAGGGGGAGAGCUGCGGAGAAGGCUGCUGAGGAGGUGCAUGUGGAGGGAAAGGGGAGGGGGAGAGCUGCGGAGAAGGCUGCUGAGGAGGUGCAUGUGGAGGGAAAGGGGAGGGGGAGAGCUGCGGAGAAGGCUGCUGAGGAGGUGCAUGUGGAGGGAAAGGGGAGGGGGAGAGCUGCGGAGAAGGCUGCUGAGGAGGUGCAUGGGGAGGGAAAGGGGAGGGGGAGAGCUGCGGAGAAGGCUGCUGAGGAGGUGCAUGUGGAGGGAAAGGGGAGGGGGAGAGCUGCGGAGAAGGCUGCUGAGGAGGUGCAUGGGGAGGGAAAGGGGAGGGGGAGAGCUGCGGAGAAGGCUGCUGAGGAGGUGCAUGUGGAGGGAAAGGGGAGGGGGAGAGCUGCGGAGAAGGCUGCUGAGGAGGUGCAUGUGGAGGGAAAGGGGAGGGGGAGAGCUGCGGAGAAGGCUGCUGAGGAGGUGCAUGUGGAGGGAAAGGGGAGGGGGAGAGCUGCGGAGAAGGCUGCUGAGGAGGUGCAUGUGGAGGGAAAGGAGAGGGGGAGAGCUGCGGAGAAGGCUGCUGAGGAGGUGCAUGUGGAGGGAAAGGGGAGGGGGAGAGCUGCGGAGAAGGCUGCUGAGGAGGUGCAUGUGGAGGGAAAGGGGAGGGGGAGAGCUGCGGAGAAGGCUGCUGAGGAGGUGCAUGUGGAGGGAAAGGGGAGGGGGAGAGCUGCGGAGAAGGCUGCUGAGGAGGUGCAUGGGGAGGGAAAGGGGAGGGGGAGAGCUGCGGAGAAGGCUGCUGAGGAGGUGCAUGUGGAGGGAAAGGGGAGGGGGAGAGCUGCGGAGAAGGCUGCUGAGGAGGUGCAUGUGGAGGGAAAGGGGAGGGGGAGAGCUGCGGAGAAGGCUGCUGAGGAGGUGCAUGUGGAGGGAAAGGGGAGGGGGAGAGCUGCGGAGAAGGCUGCUGAGGAGGUGCAUGUGGAGGGAAAGGGGAGGGGGAGAGCUGCGGAGAAGGCUGCUGAGGAGGUGCAUGUGGAGGGAAAGGGGAGGGGGAGAGCUGCGGAGAAGGCUGCUGAGGAGGUGCAUGUGGAGGGAAAGGGGAGGGGGAGAGCUGCGGAGAAGGCUGCUGAGGAGGUGCAUGGGGAGGGAAAGGGGAGGGGGAGAGCUGCGGAGAAGGCUGCUGAGGAGGUGCAUGUGGAGGGAAAGGGGAGGGGGAGAGCUGCGGAGAAGGCUGCUGAGGAGGUGCAUGUGGAGGGAAAGGGGAGGGGGAGAGCUGCGGAGAAGGCUGCUGAGGAGGUGCAUGGGGAGGGAAAGGGGAGGGGGAGAGCUGCGGAGAAGGCUGCUGAGGAGGUGCAUGUGGAGGGAAAGGGGAGGGGGAGAGCUGCGGAGAAGGCUGCUGAGGAGGUGCAUGUGGAGGGAAAGGGGAGGGGGAGAGCUGCGGAGAAGGCUGCUGAGGAGGUGCAUGUGGAGGGAAAGGGGAGGGGGAGAGCUGCGGAGAAGGCUGCUGAGGAGGUGCAUGUGGAGGGAAAGGGGAGGGGGAGAGCUGCGGAGAAGGCUGCUGAGGAGGUGCAUGUGGAGGGAAAGGGGAGGGGGAGAGCUGCGGAGAAGGCUGCUGAGGAGGUGCAUGUGGAGGGAAAGGGGAGGGGGAGAGCUGCGGAGAAGGCUGCUGAGGAGGUGCAUGUGGAGGGAAAGGGGAGGGGGAGAGCUGCGGAGAAGGCUGCUGAGGAGGUGCAUGUGGAGGGAAAGGGGAGGGGGAGAGCUGCGGAGAAGGCUGCUGAGGAGGUGCAUGUGGAGGGAAAGGGGAGGGGGAGAGCUGCGGAGAAGGCUGCUGAGGAGGUGCAUGUGGAGGGAAAGGGGAGGGGGAGAGCUGCGGAGAAGGCUGCUGAGGAGGUGCAUGUGGAGGGAAAGGGGAGGGGGAGAGCUGCGGAGAAGGCUGCUGAGGAGGUGCAUGUGGAGGGAAAGGGGAGGGGGAGAGCUGCGGAGAAGGCUGCUGAGGAGGUGCAUGUGGAGGGAAAGGGGAGGGGGAGAGCUGCGGAGAAGGCUGCUGAGGAGGUGCAUGUGGAGGGAAAGGGGAGGGGGAGAGCUGCGGAGAAGGCUGCUGAGGAGGUGCAUGUGGAGGGAAAGGGGAGGGGGAGAGCUGCGGAGAAGGCUGCUGAGGAGGUGCAUGUGGAGGGAAAGGGGAGGGGGAGAGCUGCGGAGAAGGCUGCUGAGGAGGUGCAUGUGGAGGGAAAGGGGAGGGGGAGAGCUGCGGAGAAGGCUGCUGAGGAGGUGCAUGGGGAGGGAAAGGGGAGGGGGAGAGCUGCGGAGAAGGCUGCUGAGGAGGUGCAUGUGGAGGGAAAGGGGAGGGGGAGAGCUGCGGAGAAGGCUGCUGAGGAGGUGCAUGUGGAGGGAAAGGGGAGGGGGAGAGCUGCGGAGAAGGCUGCUGAGGAGGUGCAUGGGGAGGGAAAGGGGAGGGGGAGAGCUGCGGAGAAGGCUGCUGAGGAGGUGCAUGUGGAGGGAAAGGGGAGGGGGAGAGCUGCGGAGAAGGCUGCUGAGGAGGUGCAUGUGGAGGGAAAGGGGAGGGGGAGAGCUGCGGAGAAGGCUGCUGAGGAGGUGCAUGUGGAGGGAAAGGGGAGGGGGAGAGCUGCGGAGAAGGCUGCUGAGGAGGUGCAUGGGGAGGGAAAGGGGAGGGGGAGAGCUGCGGAGAAGGCUGCUGAGGAGGUGCAUGUGGAGGGAAAGGGGAGGGGGAGAGCUGCGGAGAAGGCUGCUGAGGAGGUGCAUGUGGAGGGAAAGGGGAGGGGGAGAGCUGCGGAGAAGGCUGCUGAGGAGGUGCAUGGGGAGGGAAAGGGGAGGGGGAGAGCUGCGGAGAAGGCUGCUGAGGAGGUGCAUGUGGAGGGAAAGGGGAGGGGGAGAGCUGCGGAGAAGGCUGCUGAGGAGGUGCAUGUGGAGGGAAAGGGGAGGGGGAGAGCUGCGGAGAAGGCUGCUGAGGAGGUGCAUGGGGAGGGAAAGGGGAGGGGGAGAGCUGCGGAGAAGGCUGCUGAGGAGGUGCAUGUGGAGGGAAAGGGGAGGGGGAGAGCUGCGGAGAAGGCUGCUGAGGAGGUGCAUGUGGAGGGAAAGGGGAGGGGGAGAGCUGCGGAGAAGGCUGCUGAGGAGGUGCAUGGGGAGGGAAAGGGGAGGGGGAGAGCUGCGGAGAAGGCUGCUGAGGAGGUGCAUGUGGAGGGAAAGGGGAGGGGGAGAGCUGCGGAGAAGGCUGCUGAGGAGGUGCAUGUGGAGGGAAAGGGGAGGGGGAGAGCUGCGGAGAAGGCUGCUGAGGAGGUGCAUGUGGAGGGAAAGGGGAGGGGGAGAGCUGCGGAGAAGGCUGCUGAGGAGGUGCAUGUGGAGGGAAAGGGGAGGGGGAGAGCUGCGGAGAAGGCUGCUGAGGAGGUGCAUGUGGAGGGAAAGGGGAGGGGGAGAGCUGCGGAGAAGGCUGCUGAGGAGGUGCAUGUGGAGGGAAAGGGGAGGGGGAGAGCUGCGGAGAAGGCUGCUGAGGAGGUGCAUGGGGAGGGAAAGGGGAGGGGGAGAGCUGCGGAGAAGGCUGCUGAGGAGGUGCAUGUGGAGGGAAAGGGGAGGGGGAGAGCUGCGGAGAAGGCUGCUGAGGAGGUGCAUGUGGAGGGAAAGGGGAGGGGGAGAGCUGCGGAGAAGGCUGCUGAGGAGGUGCAUGGGGAGGGAAAGGGGAGGGGGAGAGCUGCGGAGAAGGCUGCUGAGGAGGUGCAUGUGGAGGGAAAGGGGAGGGGGAGAGCUGCGGAGAAGGCUGCUGAGGAGGUGCAUGUGGAGGGAAAGGGGAGGGGGAGAGCUGCGGAGAAGGCUGCUGAGGAGGUGCAUGGGGAGGGAAAGGGGAGGGGGAGAGCUGCGGAGAAGGCUGCUGAGGAGGUGCAUGUGGAGGGAAAGGGGAGGGGGAGAGCUGCGGAGAAGGCUGCUGAGGAGGUGCAUGUGGAGGGAAAGGGGAGGGGGAGAGCUGCGGAGAAGGCUGCUGAGGAGGUGCAUGUGGAGGGAAAGGGGAGGGGGAGAGCUGCGGAGAAGGCUGCUGAGGAGGUGCAUGUGGAGGGAAAGGGGAGGGGGAGAGCUGCGGAGAAGGCUGCUGAGGAGGUGCAUGGGGAGGGAAAGGGGAGGGGGAGAGCUGCGGAGAAGGCUGCUGAGGAGGUGCAUGUGGAGGGAAAGGGGAGGGGGAGAGCUGCGGAGAAGGCUGCUGAGGAGGUGCAUGUGGAGGGAAAGGGGAGGGGGAGAGCUGCGGAGAAGGCUGCUGAGGAGGUGCAUGGGGAGGGAAAGGGGAGGGGGAGAGCUGCGGAGAAGGCUGCUGAGGAGGUGCAUGUGGAGGGAAAGGGGAGGGGGAGAGCUGCGGAGAAGGCUGCUGAGGAGGUGCAUGUGGAGGGAAAGGGGAGGGGGAGAGCUGCGGAGAAGGCUGCUGAGGAGGUGCAUGGGGAGGGAAAGGGGAGGGGGAGAGCUGCGGAGAAGGCUGCUGAGGAGGUGCAUGUGGAGGGAAAGGGGAGGGGGAGAGCUGCGGAGAAGGCUGCUGAGGAGGUGCAUGUGGAGGGAAAGGGGAGGGGGAGAGCUGCGGAGAAGGCUGCUGAGGAGGUGCAUGGGGAGGGAAAGGGGAGGGGGAGAGCUGCGGAGAAGGCUGCUGAGGAGGUGCAUGUGGAGGGAAAGGGGAGGGGGAGAGCUGCGGAGAAGGCUGCUGAGGAGGUGCAUGUGGAGGGAAAGGGGAGGGGGAGAGCUGCGGAGAAGGCUGCUGAGGAGGUGCAUGUGGAGGGAAAGGGGAGGGGGAGAGCUGCGGAGAAGGCUGCUGAGGAGGUGCAUGUGGAGGGAAAGGGGAGGGGGAGAGCUGCGGAGAAGGCUGCUGAGGAGGUGCAUGUGGAGGGAAAGGGGAGGGGGAGAGCUGCGGAGAAGGCUGCUGAGGAGGUGCAUGGGGAGGGAAAGGGGAGGGGGAGAGCUGCGGAGAAGGCUGCUGAGGAGGUGCAUGUGGAGGGAAAGGGGAGGGGGAGAGCUGCGGAGAAGGCUGCUGAGGAGGUGCAUGUGGAGGGAAAGGGGAGGGGGAGAGCUGCGGAGAAGGCUGCUGAGGAGGUGCAUGGGGAGGGAAAGGGGAGGGGGAGAGCUGCGGAGAAGGCUGCUGAGGAGGUGCAUGUGGAGGGAAAGGGGAGGGGGAGAGCUGCGGAGAAGGCUGCUGAGGAGGUGCAUGUGGAGGGAAAGGGGAGGGGGAGAGCUGCGGAGAAGGCUGCUGAGGAGGUGCAUGGGGAGGGAAAGGGGAGGGGGAGAGCUGCGGAGAAGGCUGCUGAGGAGGUGCAUGUGGAGGGAAAGGGGAGGGGGAGAGCUGCGGAGAAGGCUGCUGAGGAGGUGCAUGUGGAGGGAAAGGGGAGGGGGAGAGCUGCGGAGAAGGCUGCUGAGGAGGUGCAUGGGGAGGGAAAGGGGAGGGGGAGAGCUGCGGAGAAGGCUGCUGAGGAGGUGCAUGGGGAGGGAAAGGGGAGGGGGAGAGCUGCGGAGAAGGCUGCUGAGGAGGUGCAUGUGGAGGGAAAGGGGAGGGGGAGAGCUGCGGAGAAGGCUGCUGAGGAGGUGCAUGUGGAGGGAAAGGGGAGGGGGAGAGCUGCGGAGAAGGCUGCUGAGGAGGUGCAUGUGGAGGGAAAGGGGAGGGGGAGAGCUGCGGAGAAGGCUGCUGAGGAGGUGCAUGGGGAGGGAAAGGGGAGGGGGAGAGCUGCGGAGAAGGCUGCUGAGGAGGUGCAUGUGGAGGGAAAGGGGAGGGGGAGAGCUGCGGAGAAGGCUGCUGAGGAGGUGCAUGUGGAGGGAAAGGGGAGGGGGAGAGCUGCGGAGAAGGCUGCUGAGGAGGUGCAUGGGGAGGGAAAGGGGAGGGGGAGAGCUGCGGAGAAGGCUGCUGAGGAGGUGCAUGGGGAGGGAAAGGGGAGGGGGAGAGCUGCGGAGAAGGCUGCUGAGGAGGUGCAUGUGGAGGGAAAGGGGAGGGGGAGAGCUGCGGAGAAGGCUGCUGAGGAGGUGCAUGUGGAGGGAAAGGGGAGGGGGAGAGCUGCGGAGAAGGCUGCUGAGGAGGUGCAUGGGGAGGGAAAGGGGAGGGGGAGAGCUGCGGAGAAGGCUGCUGAGGAGGUGCAUGGGGAGGGAAAGGGGAGGGGGAGAGCUGCGGAGAAGGCUGCUGAGGAGGUGCAUGGGGAGGGAAAGGGGAGGGGGAGAGCUGCGGAGAAGGCUGCUGAGGAGGUGCAUGGGGAGGGAAAGGGGAGGGGGAGAGCUGCGGAGAAGGCUGCUGAGGAGGUGCAUGGGGAGGGAAAGGGGAGGGGGAGAGCUGCGGAGAAGGCUGCUGAGGAGGUGCAUGGGGAGGGAAAGGGGAGGGGGAGAGCUGCGGAGAAGGCUGCUGAGGAGGUGCAUGUGGAGGGAAAGGGGAGGGGGAGAGCUGCGGAGAAGGCUGCUGAGGAGGUGCAUGUGGAGGGAAAGGGGAGGGGGAGAGCUGCGGAGAAGGCUGCUGAGGAGGUGCAUGUGGAGGGAAAGGGGAGGGGGAGAGCUGCGGAGAAGGCUGCUGAGGAGGUGCAUGUGGAGGGAAAGGGGAGGGGGAGAGCUGCGGAGAAGGCUGCUGAGGAGGUGCAUGUGGAGGGAAAGGGGAGGGGGAGAGCUGCGGAGAAGGCUGCUGAGGAGGUGCAUGGGGAGGGAAAGGGGAGGGGGAGAGCUGCGGAGAAGGCUGCUGAGGAGGUGCAUGUGGAGGGAAAGGGGAGGGGGAGAGCUGCGGAGAAGGCUGCUGAGGAGGUGCAUGGGGAGGGAAAGGGGAGGGGGAGAGCUGCGGAGAAGGCUGCUGAGGAGGUGCAUGUGGAGGGAAAGGGGAGGGGGAGAGCUGCGGAGAAGGCUGCUGAGGAGGUGCAUGGAGAGGGAAAGGGGAGGGGGAGAGCUGCGGAGAAGGCUGCUGAGGAGGUGCAUGUGGAGGGAAAGGGGAGGGGGAGAGCUGCGGAGAAGGCUGCUGAGGAGGUGCAUGUGGAGGGAAAGGGGAGGGGGAGAGCUGCGGAGAAGGCUGCUGAGGAGGUGCAUGUGGAGGGAAAGGGGAGGGGGAGAGCUGCGGAGAAGGCUGCUGAGGAGGUGCAUGGGGAGGGAAAGGGGAGGGGGAGAGCUGCGGAGAAGGCUGCUGAGGAGGUGCAUGUGGAGGGAAAGGGGAGGGGGAGAGCUGCGGAGAAGGCUGCUGAGGAGGUGCAUGUGGAGGGAAAGGGGAGGGGGAGAGCUGCGGAGAAGGCUGCUGAGGAGGUGCAUGGGGAGGGAAAGGGGAGGGGGAGAGCUGCGGAGAAGGCUGCUGAGGAGGUGCAUGUGGAGGGAAAGGGGAGGGGGAGAGCUGCGGAGAAGGCUGCUGAGGAGGUGCAUGUGGAGGGAAAGGGGAGGGGGAGAGCUGCGGAGAAGGCUGCUGAGGAGGUGCAUGGGGAGGGAAAGGGGAGGGGGAGAGCUGCGGAGAAGGCUGCUGAGGAGGUGCAUGUGGAGGGAAAGGGGAGGGGGAGAGCUGCGGAGAAGGCUGCUGAGGAGGUGCAUGUGGAGGGAAAGGGGAGGGGGAGAGCUGCGGAGAAGGCUGCUGAGGAGGUGCAUGGGGAGGGAAAGGGGAGGGGGAGAGCUGCGGAGAAGGCUGCUGAGGAGGUGCAUGGGGAGGGAAAGGGGAGGGGGAGAGCUGCGGAGAAGGCUGCUGAGGAGGUGCAUGUGGAGGGAAAGGGGAGGGGGAGAGCUGCGGAGAAGGCUGCUGAGGAGGUGCAUGUGGAGGGAAAGGGGAGGGGGAGAGCUGCGGAGAAGGCUGCUGAGGAGGUGCAUGUGGAGGGAAAGGGGAGGGGGAGAGCUGCGGAGAAGGCUGCUGAGGAGGUGCAUGGGGAGGGAAAGGGGAGGGGGAGAGCUGCGGAGAAGGCUGCUGAGGAGGUGCAUGUGGAGGGAAAGGGGAGGGGGAGAGCUGCGGAGAAGGCUGCUGAGGAGGUGCAUGUGGAGGGAAAGGGGAGGGGGAGAGCUGCGGAGAAGGCUGCUGAGGAGGUGCAUGGGGAGGGAAAGGGGAGGGGGAGAGCUGCGGAGAAGGCUGCUGAGGAGGUGCAUGGGGAGGGAAAGGGGAGGGGGAGAGCUGCGGAGAAGGCUGCUGAGGAGGUGCAUGUGGAGGGAAAGGGGAGGGGGAGAGCUGCGGAGAAGGCUGCUGAGGAGGUGCAUGUGGAGGGAAAGGGGAGGGGGAGAGCUGCGGAGAAGGCUGCUGAGGAGGUGCAUGGGGAGGGAAAGGGGAGGGGGAGAGCUGCGGAGAAGGCUGCUGAGGAGGUGCAUGGGGAGGGAAAGGGGAGGGGGAGAGCUGCGGAGAAGGCUGCUGAGGAGGUGCAUGGGGAGGGAAAGGGGAGGGGGAGAGCUGCGGAGAAGGCUGCUGAGGAGGUGCAUGGGGAGGGAAAGGGGAGGGGGAGAGCUGCGGAGAAGGCUGCUGAGGAGGUGCAUGGGGAGGGAAAGGGGAGGGGGAGAGCUGCGGAGAAGGCUGCUGAGGAGGUGCAUGGGGAGGGAAAGGGGAGGGGGAGAGCUGCGGAGAAGGCUGCUGAGGAGGGGAGGGGGAGAGCUGCGGAGAAGGCUGCUGAGGAGGUGCAUGUGGAGGGAAAGGGGAGGGGGAGAGCUGCGGAGAAGGCUGCUGAGGAGGUGCAUGUGGAGGGAAAGGGGAGGGGGAGAGCUGCGGAGAAGGCUGCUGAGGAGGUGCAUGUGGAGGGAAAGGGGAGGGGGAGAGCUGCGGAGAAGGCUGCUGAGGAGGUGCAUGGGGAGGGAAAGGGGAGGGGGAGAGCUGCGGAGAAGGCUGCUGAGGAGGUGCAUGUGGAGGGAAAGGGGAGGGGGAGAGCUGCGGAGAAGGCUGCUGAGGAGGUGCAUGUGGAGGGAAAGGGGAGGGGGAGAGCUGCGGAGAAGGCUGCUGAGGAGGUGCAUGGGGAGGGAAAGGGGAGGGGGAGAGCUGCGGAGAAGGCUGCUGAGGAGGUGCAUGGGGAGGGAAAGGGGAGGGGGAGAGCUGCGGAGAAGGCUGCUGAGGAGGUGCAUGGGGAGGGAAAGGGGAGGGGGAGAGCUGCGGAGAAGGCUGCUGAGGAGGUGCAUGGGGAGGGAAAGGGGAGGGGGAGAGCUGCGGAGAAGGCUGCUGAGGAGGUGCAUGGGGAGGGAAAGGGGAGGGGGAGAGCUGCGGAGAAGGCUGCUGAGGAGGUGCAUGGGGAGGGAAAGGGGAGGGGGAGAGCUGCGGAGAAGGCUGCUGAGGAGGUGCAUGUGGAGGGAAAGGGGAGGGGGAGAGCUGCGGAGAAGGCUGCUGAGGAGGUGCAUGUGGAGGGAAAGGGGAGGGGGAGAGCUGCGGAGAAGGCUGCUGAGGAGGUGCAUGUGGAGGGAAAGGGGAGGGGGAGAGCUGCGGAGAAGGCUGCUGAGGAGGUGCAUGUGGAGGGAAAGGGGAGGGGGAGAGCUGCGGAGAAGGCUGCUGAGGAGGUGCAUGUGGAGGGAAAGGGGAGGGGGAGAGCUGCGGAGAAGGCUGCUGAGGAGGUGCAUGGGGAGGGAAAGGGGAGGGGGAGAGCUGCGGAGAAGGCUGCUGAGGAGGUGCAUGUGGAGGGAAAGGGGAGGGGGAGAGCUGCGGAGAAGGCUGCUGAGGAGGUGCAUGUGGAGGGAAAGGGGAGGGGGAGAGCUGCGGAGAAGGCUGCUGAGGAGGUGCAUGUGGAGGGAAAGGGGAGGGGGAGAGCUGCGGAGAAGGCUGCUGAGGAGGUGCAUGUGGAGGGAAAGGGGAGGGGGAGAGCUGCGGAGAAGGCUGCUGAGGAGGUGCAUGUGGAGGGAAAGGGGAGGGGGAGAGCUGCGGAGAAGGCUGCUGAGGAGGUGCAUGUGGAGGGAAAGGGGAGGGGGAGAGCUGCGGAGAAGGCUGCUGAGGAGGUGCAUGUGGAGGGAAAGGGGAGGGGGAGAGCUGCGGAGAAGGCUGCUGAGGAGGUGCAUGUGGAGGGAAAGGGGAGGGGGAGAGCUGCGGAGAAGGCUGCUGAGGAGGUGCAUGUGGAGGGAAAGGGGAGGGGGAGAGCUGCGGAGAAGGCUGCUGAGGAGGUGCAUGUGGAGGGAAAGGGGAGGGGGAGAGCUGCGGAGAAGGCUGCUGAGGAGGUGCAUGUGGAGGGAAAGGGGAGGGGGAGAGCUGCGGAGAAGGCUGCUGAGGAGGUGCAUGUGGAGGGAAAGGGGAGGGGGAGAGCUGCGGAGAAGGCUGCUGAGGAGGUGCAUGUGGAGGGAAAGGGGAGGGGGAGAGCUGCGGAGAAGGCUGCUGAGGAGGUGCAUGGGGAGGGAAAGGGGAGGGGGAGAGCUGCGGAGAAGGCUGCUGAGGAGGUGCAUGGGGAGGGAAAGGGGAGGGGGAGAGCUGCGGAGAAGGCUGCUGAGGAGGUGCAUGGGGAGGGAAAGGGGAGGGGGAGAGCUGCGGAGAAGGCUGCUGAGGAGGUGCAUGUGGAGGGAAAGGGGAGGGGGAGAGCUGCGGAGAAGGCUGCUGAGGAGGUGCAUGUGGAGGGAAAGGGGAGGGGGAGAGCUGCGGAGAAGGCUGCUGAGGAGGUGCAUGGGGAGGGAAAGGGGAGGGGGAGAGCUGCGGAGAAGGCUGCUGAGGAGGUGCAUGUGGAGGGAAAGGGGAGGGGGAGAGCUGCGGAGAAGGCUGCUGAGGAGGUGCAUGUGGAGGGAAAGGGGAGGGGGAGAGCUGCGGAGAAGGCUGCUGAGGAGGUGCAUGUGGAGGGAAAGGGGAGGGGGAGAGCUGCGGAGAAGGCUGCUGAGGAGGUGCAUGUGGAGGGAAAGGGGAGGGGGAGAGCUGCGGAGAAGGCUGCUGAGGAGGUGCAUGUGGAGGGAAAGGGGAGGGGGAGAGCUGCGGAGAAGGCUGCUGAGGAGGUGCAUGGGGAGGGAAAGGGGAGGGGGAGAGCUGCGGAGAAGGCUGCUGAGGAGGUGCAUGGGGAGGGAAAGGGGAGGGGGAGAGCUGCGGAGAAGGCUGCUGAGGAGGUGCAUGUGGAGGGAAAGGGGAGGGGGAGAGCUGCGGAGAAGGCUGCUGAGGAGGUGCAUGUGGAGGGAAAGGGGAGGGGGAGAGCUGCGGAGAAGGCUGCUGAGGAGGUGCAUGUGGAGGGAAAGGGGAGGGGGAGAGCUGCGGAGAAGGCUGCUGAGGAGGUGCAUGUGGAGGGAAAGGGGAGGGGGAGAGCUGCGGAGAAGGCUGCUGAGGAGGUGCAUGUGGAGGGAAAGGGGAGGGGGAGAGCUGCGGAGAAGGCUGCUGAGGAGGUGCAUGUGGAGGGAAAGGGGAGGGGGAGAGCUGCGGAGAAGGCUGCUGAGGAGGUGCAUGUGGAGGGAAAGGGGAGGGGGAGAGCUGCGGAGAAGGCUGCUGAGGAGGUGCAUGUGGAGGGAAAGGGGAGGGGGAGAGCUGCGGAGAAGGCUGCUGAGGAGGUGCAUGUGGAGGGAAAGGGGAGGGGGAGAGCUGCGGAGAAGGCUGCUGAGGAGGUGCAUGUGGAGGGAAAGGGGAGGGGGAGAGCUGCGGAGAAGGCUGCUGAGGAGGUGCAUGGGGAGGGAAAGGGGAGGGGGAGAGCUGCGGAGAAGGCUGCUGAGGAGGUGCAUGGGGAGGGAAAGGGGAGGGGGAGAGCUGCGGAGAAGGCUGCUGAGGAGGUGCAUGUGGAGGGAAAGGGGAGGGGGAGAGCUGCGGAGAAGGCUGCUGAGGAGGUGCAUGUGGAGGGAAAGGGGAGGGGGAGAGCUGCGGAGAAGGCUGCUGAGGAGGUGCAUGGGGAGGGAAAGGGGAGGGGGAGAGCUGCGGAGAAGGCUGCUGAGGAGGUGCAUGUGGAGGGAAAGGGGAGGGGGAGAGCUGCGGAGAAGGCUGCUGAGGAGGUGCAUGUGGAGGGAAAGGGGAGGGGGAGAGCUGCGGAGAAGGCUGCUGAGGAGGUGCAUGUGGAGGGAAAGGGGAGGGGGAGAGCUGCGGAGAAGGCUGCUGAGGAGGUGCAUGGGGAGGGAAAGGGGAGGGGGAGAGCUGCGGAGAAGGCUGCUGAGGAGGUGCAUGUGGAGGGAAAGGGGAGGGGGAGAGCUGCGGAGAAGGCUGCUGAGGAGGUGCAUGGGGAGGGAAAGGGGAGGGGGAGAGCUGCGGAGAAGGCUGCUGAGGAGGUGCAUGGGGAGGGAAAGGGGAGGGGGAGAGCUGCGGAGAAGGCUGCUGAGGAGGUGCAUGUGGAGGGAAAGGGGAGGGGGAGAGCUGCGGAGAAGGCUGCUGAGGAGGUGCAUGUGGAGGGAAAGGGGAGGGGGAGAGCUGCGGAGAAGGCUGCUGAGGAGGUGCAUGUGGAGGGAAAGGGGAGGGGGAGAGCUGCGGAGAAGGCUGCUGAGGAGGUGCAUGUGGAGGGAAAGGGGAGGGGGAGAGCUGCGGAGAAGGCUGCUGAGGAGGUGCAUGUGGAGGGAAAGGGGAGGGGGAGAGCUGCGGAGAAGGCUGCUGAGGAGGUGCAUGUGGAGGGAAAGGGGAGGGGGAGAGCUGCGGAGAAGGCUGCUGAGGAGGUGCAUGUGGAGGGAAAGGGGAGGGGGAGAGCUGCGGAGAAGGCUGCUGAGGAGGUGCAUGUGGAGGGAAAGGGGAGGGGGAGAGCUGCGGAGAAGGCUGCUGAGGAGGUGCAUGUGGAGGGAAAGGGGAGGGGGAGAGCUGCGGAGAAGGCUGCUGAGGAGGUGCAUGUGGAGGGAAAGGGGAGGGGGAGAGCUGCGGAGAAGGCUGCUGAGGAGGUGCAUGGGGAGGGAAAGGGGAGGGGGAGAGCUGCGGAGAAGGCUGCUGAGGAGGUGCAUGGGGAGGGAAAGGGGAGGGGGAGAGCUGCGGAGAAGGCUGCUGAGGAGGUGCAUGUGGAGGGAAAGGGGAGGGGGAGAGCUGCGGAGAAGGCUGCUGAGGAGGUGCAUGUGGAGGGAAAGGGGAGGGGGAGAGCUGCGGAGAAGGCUGCUGAGGAGGUGCAUGGGGAGGGAAAGGGGAGGGGGAGAGCUGCGGAGAAGGCUGCUGAGGAGGUGCAUGUGGAGGGAAAGGGGAGGGGGAGAGCUGCGGAGAAGGCUGCUGAGGAGGUGCAUGUGGAGGGAAAGGGGAGGGGGAGAGCUGCGGAGAAGGCUGCUGAGGAGGUGCAUGUGGAGGGAAAGGGGAGGGGGAGAGCUGCGGAGAAGGCUGCUGAGGAGGUGCAUGUGGAGGGAAAGGGGAGGGGGAGAGCUGCGGAGAAGGCUGCUGAGGAGGUGCAUGUGGAGGGAAAGGGGAGGGGGAGAGCUGCGGAGAAGGCUGCUGAGGAGGUGCAUGGGGAGGGAAAGGGGAGGGGGAGAGCUGCGGAGAAGGCUGCUGAGGAGGUGCAUGGGGAGGGAAAGGGGAGGGGGAGAGCUGCGGAGAAGGCUGCUGAGGAGGUGCAUGUGGAGGGAAAGGGGAGGGGGAGAGCUGCGGAGAAGGCUGCUGAGGCGGUGCAUGUGGAGGGAAAGGGGAGGGGGAGAGCUGCGGAGAAGGCUGCUGAGGAGGUGCAUGGGGAGGGAAAGGGGAGGGGGAGAGCUGCGGAGAAGGCUGCUGAGGAGGUGCAUGUGGAGGGAAAGGGGAGGGGGAGAGCUGCGGAGAAGGCUGCUGAGGAGGUGCAUGUGGAGGGAAAGGGGAGGGGGAGAGCUGCGGAGAAGGCUGCUGAGGAGGUGCAUGUGGAGGGAAAGGGGAGGGGGAGAGCUGCGGAGAAGGCUGCUGAGGAGGUGCAUGUGGAGGGAAAGGGGAGGGGGAGAGCUGCGGAGAAGGCUGCUGAGGAGGUGCAUGUGGAGGGAAAGGGGAGGGGGAGAGCUGCGGAGAAGGCUGCUGAGGAGGUGCAUGUGGAGGGAAAGGGGAGGGGGAGAGCUGCGGAGAAGGCUGCUGAGGAGGUGCAUGUGGAGGGAAAGGGGAGGGGGAGAGCUGCGGAGAAGGCUGCUGAGGAGGUGCAUGUGGAGGGAAAGGGGAGGGGGAGAGCUGCGGAGAAGGCUGCUGAGGAGGUGCAUGUGGAGGGAAAGGGGAGGGGGAGAGCUGCGGAGAAGGCUGCUGAGGAGGUGCAUGUGGAGGGAAAGGGGAGGGGGAGAGCUGCGGAGAAGGCUGCUGAGGAGGUGCAUGGGGAGGGAAAGGGGAGGGGGAGAGCUGCGGAGAAGGCUGCUGAGGAGGUGCAUGGGGAGGGAAAGGGGAGGGGGAGAGCUGCGGAGAAGGCUGCUGAGGAGGUGCAUGUGGAGGGAAAGGGGAGGGGGAGAGCUGCGGAGAAGGCUGCUGAGGAGGUGCAUGUGGAGGGAAAGGGGAGGGGGAGAGCUGCGGAGAAGGCUGCUGAGGAGGUGCAUGGGGAGGGAAAGGGGAGGGGGAGAGCUGCGGAGAAGGCUGCUGAGGAGGUGCAUGUGGAGGGAAAGGGGAGGGGGAGAGCUGCGGAGAAGGCUGCUGAGGAGGUGCAUGUGGAGGGAAAGGGGAGGGGGAGAGCUGCGGAGAAGGCUGCUGAGGAGGUGCAUGGGGAGGGAAAGGGGAGGGGGAGAGCUGCGGAGAAGGCUGCUGAGGAGGUGCAUGGGGAGGGAAAGGGGAGGGGGAGAGCUGCGGAGAAGGCUGCUGAGGAGGUGCAUGUGGAGGGAAAGGGGAGGGGGAGAGCUGCGGAGAAGGCUGCUGAGGAGGUGCAUGUGGAGGGAAAGGGGAGGGGGAGAGCUGCGGAGAAGGCUGCUGAGGAGGUGCAUGGGGAGGGAAAGGGGAGGGGGAGAGCUGCGGAGAAGGCUGCUGAGGAGGUGCAUGGGGAGGGAAAGGGGAGGGGGAGAGCUGCGGAGAAGGCUGCUGAGGAGGUGCAUGUGGAGGGAAAGGGGAGGGGGAGAGCUGCGGAGAAGGCUGCUGAGGAGGUGCAUGUGGAGGGAAAGGGGAGGGGGAGAGCUGCGGAGAAGGCUGCUGAGGAGGUGCAUGGGGAGGGAAAGGGGAGGGGGAGAGCUGCGGAGAAGGCUGCUGAGGAGGUGCAUGUGGAGGGAAAGGGGAGGGGGAGAGCUGCGGAGAAGGCUGCUGAGGAGGUGCAUGUGGAGGGAAAGGGGAGGGGGAGAGCUGCGGAGAAGGCUGCUGAGGAGGUGCAUGUGGAGGGAAAGGGGAGGGGGAGAGCUGCGGAGAAGGCUGCUGAGGAGGUGCAUGUGGAGGGAAAGGGGAGGGGGAGAGCUGCGGAGAAGGCUGCUGAGGAGGUGCAUGUGGAGGGAAAGGGGAGGGGGAGAGCUGCGGAGAAGGCUGCUGAGGAGGUGCAUGUGGAGGGAAAGGGGAGGGGGAGAGCUGCGGAGAAGGCUGCUGAGGAGGUGCAUGGGGAGGGAAAGGGGAGGGGGAGAGCUGCGGAGAAGGCUGCUGAGGAGGUGCAUGGGGAGGGAAAGGGGAGGGGGAGAGCUGCGGAGAAGGCUGCUGAGGAGGUGCAUGUGGAGGGAAAGGGGAGGGGGAGAGCUGCGGAGAAGGCUGCUGAGGAGGUGCAUGGGGAGGGAAAGGGGAGGGGGAGAGCUGCGGAGAAGGCUGCUGAGGAGGUGCAUGUGGAGGGAAAGGGGAGGGGGAGAGCUGCGGAGAAGGCUGCUGAGGAGGUGCAUGUGGAGGGAAAGGGGAGGGGGAGAGCUGCGGAGAAGGCUGCUGAGGAGGUGCAUGUGGAGGGAAAGGGGAGGGGGAGAGCUGCGGAGAAGGCUGCUGAGGAGGUGCAUGUGGAGGGAAAGGGGAGGGGGAGAGCUGCGGAGAAGGCUGCUGAGGAGGUGCAUGUGGAGGGAAAGGGGAGGGGGAGAGCUGCGGAGAAGGCUGCUGAGGAGGUGCAUGUGGAGGGAAAGGGGAGGGGGAGAGCUGCGGAGAAGGCUGCUGAGGAGGUGCAUGUGGAGGGAAAGGGGAGGGGGAGAGCUGCGGAGAAGGCUGCUGAGGAGGUGCAUGUGGAGGGAAAGGGGAGGGGGAGAGCUGCGGAGAAGGCUGCUGAGGAGGUGCAUGGGGAGGGAAAGGGGAGGGGGAGAGCUGCGGAGAAGGCUGCUGAGGAGGUGCAUGGGGAGGGAAAGGGGAGGGGGAGAGCUGCGGAGAAGGCUGCUGAGGAGGUGCAUGUGGAGGGAAAGGGGAGGGGGAGAGCUGCGGAGAAGGCUGCUGAGGAGGUGCAUGUGGAGGGAAAGGGGAGGGGGAGAGCUGCGGAGAAGGCUGCUGAGGAGGUGCAUGGGGAGGGAAAGGGGAGGGGGAGAGCUGCGGAGAAGGCUGCUGAGGAGGUGCAUGUGGAGGGAAAGGGGAGGGGGAGAGCUGCGGAGAAGGCUGCUGAGGAGGUGCAUGUGGAGGGAAAGGGGAGGGGGAGAGCUGCGGAGAAGGCUGCUGAGGAGGUGCAUGGGGAGGGAAAGGGGAGGGGGAGAGCUGCGGAGAAGGCUGCUGAGGAGGUGCAUGGGGAGGGAAAGGGGAGGGGGAGAGCUGCGGAGAAGGCUGCUGAGGAGGUGCAUGUGGAGGGAAAGGGGAGGGGGAGAGCUGCGGAGAAGGCUGCUGAGGAGGUGCAUGUGGAGGGAAAGGGGAGGGGGAGAGCUGCGGAGAAGGCUGCUGAGGAGGUGCAUGGGGAGGGAAAGGGGAGGGGGAGAGCUGCGGAGAAGGCUGCUGAGGAGGUGCAUGGGGAGGGAAAGGGGAGGGGGAGAGCUGCGGAGAAGGCUGCUGAGGAGGUGCAUGUGGAGGGAAAGGGGAGGGGGAGAGCUGCGGAGAAGGCUGCUGAGGAGGUGCAUGUGGAGGGAAAGGGGAGGGGGAGAGCUGCGGAGAAGGCUGCUGAGGAGGUGCAUGGGGAGGGAAAGGGGAGGGGGAGAGCUGCGGAGAAGGCUGCUGAGGAGGUGCAUGUGGAGGGAAAGGGGAGGGGGAGAGCUGCGGAGAAGGCUGCUGAGGAGGUGCAUGUGGAGGGAAAGGGGAGGGGGAGAGCUGCGGAGAAGGCUGCUGAGGAGGUGCAUGUGGAGGGAAAGGGGAGGGGGAGAGCUGCGGAGAAGGCUGCUGAGGAGGUGCAUGUGGAGGGAAAGGGGAGGGGGAGAGCUGCGGAGAAGGCUGCUGAGGAGGUGCAUGUGGAGGGAAAGGGGAGGGGGAGAGCUGCGGAGAAGGCUGCUGAGGAGGUGCAUGUGGAGGGAAAGGGGAGGGGGAGAGCUGCGGAGAAGGCUGCUGAGGAGGUGCAUGGGGAGGGAAAGGGGAGGGGGAGAGCUGCGGAGAAGGCUGCUGAGGAGGUGCAUGGGGAGGGAAAGGGGAGGGGGAGAGCUGCGGAGAAGGCUGCUGAGGAGGUGCAUGUGGAGGGAAAGGGGAGGGGGAGAGCUGCGGAGAAGGCUGCUGAGGAGGUGCAUGUGGAGGGAAAGGGGAGGGGGAGAGCUGCGGAGAAGGCUGCUGAGGAGGUGCAUGGGGAGGGAAAGGGGAGGGGGAGAGCUGCGGAGAAGGCUGCUGAGGAGGUGCAUGGGGAGGGAAAGGGGAGGGGGAGAGCUGCGGAGAAGGCUGCUGAGGAGGUGCAUGUGGAGGGAAAGGGGAGGGGGAGAGCUGCGGAGAAGGCUGCUGAGGAGGUGCAUGUGGAGGGAAAGGGGAGGGGGAGAGCUGCGGAGAAGGCUGCUGAGGAGGUGCAUGGGGAGGGAAAGGGGAGGGGGAGAGCUGCGGAGAAGGCUGCUGAGGAGGUGCAUGUGGAGGGAAAGGGGAGGGGGAGAGCUGCGGAGAAGGCUGCUGAGGAGGUGCAUGGGGAGGGAAAGGGGAGGGGGAGAGCUGCGGAGAAGGCUGCUGAGGAGGUGCAUGUGGAGGGAAAGGGGAGGGGGAGAGCUGCGGAGAAGGCUGCUGAGGAGGUGCAUGUGGAGGGAAAGGGGAGGGGGAGAGCUGCGGAGAAGGCUGCUGAGGAGGUGCAUGUGGAGGGAAAGGGGAGGGGGAGAGCUGCGGAGAAGGCUGCUGAGGAGGUGCAUGUGGAGGGAAAGGGGAGGGGGAGAGCUGCGGAGAAGGCUGCUGAGGAGGUGCAUGUGGAGGGAAAGGGGAGGGGGAGAGCUGCGGAGAAGGCUGCUGAGGAGGUGCAUGUGGAGGGAAAGGGGAGGGGGAGAGCUGCGGAGAAGGCUGCUGAGGAGGUGCAUGGGGAGGGAAAGGGGAGGGGGAGAGCUGCGGAGAAGGCUGCUGAGGAGGUGCAUGGGGAGGGAAAGGGGAGGGGGAGAGCUGCGGAGAAGGCUGCUGAGGAGGUGCAUGUGGAGGGAAAGGGGAGGGGGAGAGCUGCGGAGAAGGCUGCUGAGGAGGUGCAUGUGGAGGGAAAGGGGAGGGGGAGAGCUGCGGAGAAGGCUGCUGAGGAGGUGCAUGGGGAGGGAAAGGGGAGGGGGAGAGCUGCGGAGAAGGCUGCUGAGGAGGUGCAUGGGGAGGGAAAGGGGAGGGGGAGAGCUGCGGAGAAGGCUGCUGAGGAGGUGCAUGUGGAGGGAAAGGGGAGGGGGAGAGCUGCGGAGAAGGCUGCUGAGGAGGUGCAUGUGGAGGGAAAGGGGAGGGGGAGAGCUGCGGAGAAGGCUGCUGAGGAGGUGCAUGGGGAGGGAAAGGGGAGGGGGAGAGCUGCGGAGAAGGCUGCUGAGGAGGUGCAUGUGGAGGGAAAGGGGAGGGGGAGAGCUGCGGAGAAGGCUGCUGAGGAGGUGCAUGGGGAGGGAAAGGGGAGGGGGAGAGCUGCGGAGAAGGCUGCUGAGGAGGUGCAUGUGGAGGGAAAGGGGAGGGGGAGAGCUGCGGAGAAGGCUGCUGAGGAGGUGCAUGUGGAGGGAAAGGGGAGGGGGAGAGCUGCGGAGAAGGCUGCUGAGGAGGUGCAUGUGGAGGGAAAGGGGAGGGGGAGAGCUGCGGAGAAGGCUGCUGAGGAGGUGCAUGUGGAGGGAAAGGGGAGGGGGAGAGCUGCGGAGAAGGCUGCUGAGGAGGUGCAUGUGGAGGGAAAGGGGAGGGGGAGAGCUGCGGAGAAGGCUGCUGAGGAGGUGCAUGUGGAGGGAAAGGGGAGGGGGAGAGCUGCGGAGAAGGCUGCUGAGGAGGUGCAUGUGGAGGGAAAGGGGAGGGGGAGAGCUGCGGAGAAGGCUGCUGAGGAGGUGCAUGUGGAGGGAAAGGGGAGGGGGAGAGCUGCGGAGAAGGCUGCUGAGGAGGUGCAUGGGGAGGGAAAGGGGAGGGGGAGAGCUGCGGAGAAGGCUGCUGAGGAGGUGCAUGGGGAGGGAAAGGGGAGGGGGAGAGCUGCGGAGAAGGCUGCUGAGGAGGUGCAUGUGGAGGGAAAGGGGAGGGGGAGAGCUGCGGAGAAGGCUGCUGAGGAGGUGCAUGUGGAGGGAAAGGGGAGGGGGAGAGCUGCGGAGAAGGCUGCUGAGGAGGUGCAUGGGGAGGGAAAGGGGAGGGGGAGAGCUGCGGAGAAGGCUGCUGAGGAGGUGCAUGGGGAGGGAAAGGGGAGGGGGAGAGCUGCGGAGAAGGCUGCUGAGGAGGUGCAUGUGGAGGGAAAGGGGAGGGGGAGAGCUGCGGAGAAGGCUGCUGAGGAGGUGCAUGUGGAGGGAAAGGGGAGGGGGAGAGCUGCGGAGAAGGCUGCUGAGGAGGUGCAUGUGGAGGGAAAGGGGAGGGGGAGAGCUGCGGAGAAGGCUGCUGAGGAGGUGCAUGUGGAGGGAAAGGGGAGGGGGAGAGCUGCGGAGAAGGCUGCUGAGGAGGUGCAUGUGGAGGGAAAGGGGAGGGGGAGAGCUGCGGAGAAGGCUGCUGAGGAGGUGCAUGUGGAGGGAAAGGGGAGGGGGAGAGCUGCGGAGAAGGCUGCUGAGGAGGUGCAUGGGGAGGGAAAGGGGAGGGGGAGAGCUGCGGAGAAGGCUGCUGAGGAGGUGCAUGGGGAGGGAAAGGGGAGGGGGAGAGCUGCGGAGAAGGCUGCUGAGGAGGUGCAUGUGGAGGGAAAGGGGAGGGGGAGAGCUGCGGAGAAGGCUGCUGAGGAGGUGCAUGUGGAGGGAAAGGGGAGGGGGAGAGCUGCGGAGAAGGCUGCUGAGGAGGUGCAUGGGGAGGGAAAGGGGAGGGGGAGAGCUGCGGAGAAGGCUGCUGAGGAGGUGCAUGUGGAGGGAAAGGGGAGGGGGAGAGCUGCGGAGAAGGCUGCUGAGGAGGUGCAUGUGGAGGGAAAGGGGAGGGGGAGAGCUGCGGAGAAGGCUGCUGAGGAGGUGCAUGGGGAGGGAAAGGGGAGGGGGAGAGCUGCGGAGAAGGCUGCUGAGGAGGUGCAUGUGGAGGGAAAGGGGAGGGGGAGAGCUGCGGAGAAGGCUGCUGAGGAGGUGCAUGUGGAGGGAAAGGGGAGGGGGAGAGCUGCGGAGAAGGCUGCUGAGGAGGUGCAUGGGGAGGGAAAGGGGAGGGGGAGAGCUGCGGAGAAGGCUGCUGAGGAGGUGCAUGUGGAGGGAAAGGGGAGGGGGAGAGCUGCGGAGAAGGCUGCUGAGGAGGUGCAUGUGGAGGGAAAGGGGAGGGGGAGAGCUGCGGAGAAGGCUGCUGAGGAGGUGCAUGUGGAGGGAAAGGGGAGGGGGAGAGCUGCGGAGAAGGCUGCUGAGGAGGUGCAUGGGGAGGGAAAGGGGAGGGGGAGAGCUGCGGAGAAGGCUGCUGAGGAGGUGCAUGUGGAGGGAAAGGGGAGGGGGAGAGCUGCGGAGAAGGCUGCUGAGGAGGUGCAUGUGGAGGGAAAGGGGAGGGGGAGAGCUGCGGAGAAGGCUGCUGAGGAGGUGCAUGGGGAGGGAAAGGGGAGGGGGAGAGCUGCGGAGAAGGCUGCUGAGGAGGUGCAUGUGGAGGGAAAGGGGAGGGGGAGAGCUGCGGAGAAGGCUGCUGAGGAGGUGCAUGUGGAGGGAAAGGGGAGGGGGAGAGCUGCGGAGAAGGCUGCUGAGGAGGUGCAUGGGGAGGGAAAGGGGAGGGGGAGAGCUGCGGAGAAGGCUGCUGAGGAGGUGCAUGUGGAGGGAAAGGGGAGGGGGAGAGCUGCGGAGAAGGCUGCUGAGGAGGUGCAUGGGGAGGGAAAGGGGAGGGGGAGAGCUGCGGAGAAGGCUGCUGAGGAGGUGCAUGUGGAGGGAAAGGGGAGGGGGAGAGCUGCGGAGAAGGCUGCUGAGGAGGUGCAUGUGGAGGGAAAGGGGAGGGGGAGAGCUGCGGAGAAGGCUGCUGAGGAGGUGCAUGGGGAGGGAAAGGGGAGGGGGAGAGCUGCGGAGAAGGCUGCUGAGGAGGUGCAUGUGGAGGGAAAGGGGAGGGGGAGAGCUGCGGAGAAGGCUGCUGAGGAGGUGCAUGUGGAGGGAAAGGGGAGGGGGAGAGCUGCGGAGAAGGCUGCUGAGGAGGUGCAUGGGGAGGGAAAGGGGAGGGGGAGAGCUGCGGAGAAGGCUGCUGAGGAGGUGCAUGUGGAGGGAAAGGGGAGGGGGAGAGCUGCGGAGAAGGCUGCUGAGGAGGUGCAUGUGGAGGGAAAGGGGAGGGGGAGAGCUGCGGAGAAGGCUGCUGAGGAGGUGCAUGGGGAGGGAAAGGGGAGGGGGAGAGCUGCGGAGAAGGCUGCUGAGGAGGUGCAUGUGGAGGGAAAGGGGAGGGGGAGAGCUGCGGAGAAGGCUGCUGAGGAGGUGCAUGUGGAGGGAAAGGGGAGGGGGAGAGCUGCGGAGAAGGCUGCUGAGGAGGUGCAUGGGGAGGGAAAGGGGAGGGGGAGAGCUGCGGAGAAGGCUGCUGAGGAGGUGCAUGUGGAGGGAAAGGGGAGGGGGAGAGCUGCGGAGAAGGCUGCUGAGGAGGUGCAUGUGGAGGGAAAGGGGAGGGGGAGAGCUGCGGAGAAGGCUGCUGAGGAGGUGCAUGGGGAGGGAAAGGGGAGGGGGAGAGCUGCGGAGAAGGCUGCUGAGGAGGUGCAUGUGGAGGGAAAGGGGAGGGGGAGAGCUGCGGAGAAGGCUGCUGAGGAGGUGCAUGUGGAGGGAAAGGGGAGGGGGAGAGCUGCGGAGAAGGCUGCUGAGGAGGUGCAUGUGGAGGGAAAGGGGAGGGGGAGAGCUGCGGAGAAGGCUGCUGAGGAGGUGCAUGGGGAGGGAAAGGGGAGGGGGAGAGCUGCGGAGAAGGCUGCUGAGGAGGUGCAUGUGGAGGGAAAGGGGAGGGGGAGAGCUGCGGAGAAGGCUGCUGAGGAGGUGCAUGUGGAGGGAAAGGGGAGGGGGAGAGCUGCGGAGAAGGCUGCUGAGGAGGUGCAUGGGGAGGGAAAGGGGAGGGGGAGAGCUGCGGAGAAGGCUGCUGAGGAGGUGCAUGUGGAGGGAAAGGGGAGGGGGAGAGCUGCGGAGAAGGCUGCUGAGGAGGUGCAUGUGGAGGGAAAGGGGAGGGGGAGAGCUGCGGAGAAGGCUGCUGAGGAGGUGCAUGGGGAGGGAAAGGGGAGGGGGAGAGCUGCGGAGAAGGCUGCUGAGGAGGUGCAUGUGGAGGGAAAGGGGAGGGGGAGAGCUGCGGAGAAGGCUGCUGAGGAGGUGCAUGGGGAGGGAAAGGGGAGGGGGAGAGCUGCGGAGAAGGCUGCUGAGGAGGUGCAUGUGGAGGGAAAGGGGAGGGGGAGAGCUGCGGAGAAGGCUGCUGAGGAGGUGCAUGUGGAGGGAAAGGGGAGGGGGAGAGCUGCGGAGAAGGCUGCUGAGGAGGUGCAUGUGGAGGGAAAGGGGAGGGGGAGAGCUGCGGAGAAGGCUGCUGAGGAGGUGCAUGGGGAGGGAAAGGGGAGGGGGAGAGCUGCGGAGAAGGCUGCUGAGGAGGUGCAUGUGGAGGGAAAGGGGAGGGGGAGAGCUGCGGAGAAGGCUGCUGAGGAGGUGCAUGUGGAGGGAAAGGGGAGGGGGAGAGCUGCGGAGAAGGCUGCUGAGGAGGUGCAUGUGGAGGGAAAGGGGAGGGGGAGAGCUGCGGAGAAGGCUGCUGAGGAGGUGCAUGUGGAGGGAAAGGGGAGGGGGAGAGCUGCGGAGAAGGCUGCUGAGGAGGUGCAUGUGGAGGGAAAGGGGAGGGGGAGAGCUGCGGAGAAGGCUGCUGAGGAGGUGCAUGUGGAGGGAAAGGGGAGGGGGAGAGCUGCGGAGAAGGCUGCUGAGGAGGUGCAUGGGGAGGGAAAGGGGAGGGGGAGAGCUGCGGAGAAGGCUGCUGAGGAGGUGCAUGUGGAGGGAAAGGGGAGGGGGAGAGCUGCGGAGAAGGCUGCUGAGGAGGUGCAUGUGGAGGGAAAGGGGAGGGGGAGAGCUGCGGAGAAGGCUGCUGAGGAGGUGCAUAGGGAGGGAAAGGGGAGGGGGAGAGCUGCGGAGAAGGCUGCUGAGGAGGUGCAUGUGGAGGGAAAGGGGAGGGGGAGAGCUGCGGAGAAGGCUGCUGAGGAGGUGCAUGUGGAGGGAAAGGGGAGGGGGAGAGCUGCGGAGAAGGCUGCUGAGGAGGUGCAUGGGGAGGGAAAGGGGAGGGGGAGAGCUGCGGAGAAGGCUGCUGAGGAGGUGCAUGUGGAGGGAAAGGGGAGGGGGAGAGCUGCGGAGAAGGCUGCUGAGGAGGUGCAUGUGGAGGGAAAGGGGAGGGGGAGAGCUGCGGAGAAGGCUGCUGAGGAGGUGCAUGGGGAGGGAAAGGGGAGGGGGAGAGCUGCGGAGAAGGCUGCUGAGGAGGUGCAUGUGGAGGGAAAGGGGAGGGGGAGAGCUGCGGAGAAGGCUGCUGAGGAGGGGAGGGGGAGAGCUGCGGAGAAGGCUGCUGAGGAGGUGCAUGUGGAGGGAAAGGGGAGGGGGAGAGCUGCGGAGAAGGCUGCUGAGGAGGUGCAUGUGGAGGAAAGGGGAGGGGGAGAGCUGCGGAGAAGGCUGCUGAGGAGGGGGAGAGCUGCGGAGAAGGCUGCUGAGGAGGUGCAUGUGGAGGGAAAGGGGAGGGGGAGAGCUGCGGAGAAGGCUGCUGAGGAGGUGCAUGUGGAGGGAAAGGGGAGGGGGAGAGCUGCGGAGAAGGCUGCUGAGGAGGUGCAUGGGGAGGGAAAGGGGAGGGGGAGAGCUGCGGAGAAGGCUGCUGAGGAGGUGCAUGUGGAGGGAAAGGGGAGGGGGAGAGCUGCGGAGAAGGCUGCUGAGGAGGUGCAUGUGGAGGGAAAGGGGAGGGGGAGAGCUGCGGAGAAGGCUGCUGAGGAGGGAAAGGGGAGGGGGAGAGCUGCGGAGAAGGCUGCUGAGGAGGUGCAUGUGGAGGGAAAGGGGAGGGGGAGAGCUGCGGAGAAGGCUGCUGAGGAGGUGCAUGGGGAGGGAAAGGGGAGGGGGAGAGCUGCGGAGAAGGCUGCUGAGGAGGUGCAUGGGGAGGGAAAGGGGAGGGGGAGAGCUGCGGAGAAGGCUGCUGAGGAGGUGCAUGUGGAGGGAAAGGGGAGGGGGAGAGCUGCGGAGAAGGCUGCUGAGGAGGUGCAUGUGGAGGGAAAGGGGAGGGGGAGAGCUGCGGAGAAGGCUGCUGAGGAGGUGCAUGGGGAGGGAAAGGGGAGGGGGAGAGCUGCGGAGAAGGCUGCUGAGGAGGUGCAUGUGGAGGGAAAGGGGAGGGGGAGAGCUGCGGAGAAGGCUGCUGAGGAGGUGCAUGUGGAGGGAAAGGGGAGGGGGAGAGCUGCGGAGAAGGCUGCUGAGGAGGUGCAUGGGGAGGGAAAGGGGAGGGGGAGAGCUGCGGAGAAGGCUGCUGAGGAGGUGCAUGGGGAGGGAAAGGGGAGGGGGAGAGCUGCGGAGAAGGCUGCUGAGGAGGUGCAUGUGGAGGGAAAGGGGAGGGGGAGAGCUGCGGAGAAGGCUGCUGAGGAGGUGCAUGUGGAGGGAAAGGGGAGGGGGAGAGCUGCGGAGAAGGCUGCUGAGGAGGUGCAUGGGGAGGGAAAGGGGAGGGGGAGAGCUGCGGAGAAGGCUGCUGAGGAGGUGCAUGUGGAGGGAAAGGGGAGGGGGAGAGCUGCGGAGAAGGCUGCUGAGGAGGUGCAUGUGGAGGGAAAGGGGAGGGGGAGAGCUGCGGAGAAGGCUGCUGAGGAGGUGCAUGGGGAGGGAAAGGGGAGGGGGAGAGCUGCGGAGAAGGCUGCUGAGGAGGUGCAUGGGGAGGGAAAGGGGAGGGGGAGAGCUGCGGAGAAGGCUGCUGAGGAGGUGCAUGUGGAGGGAAAGGGGAGGGGGAGAGCUGCGGAGAAGGCUGCUGAGGAGGUGCAUGGGGAGGGAAAGGGGAGGGGGAGAGCUGCGGAGAAGGCUGCUGAGGAGGGGAGGGGGAGAGCUGCGGAGAAGGCUGCUGAGGAGGUGCAUGGGGAGGGAAAGGGGAGGGGGAGAGCUGCGGAGAAGGCUGCUGAGGAGGUGCAUGGGGAGGGAAAGGGGAGGGGGAGAGCUGCGGAGAAGGCUGCUGAGGAGGUGCAUGGGGAGGGAAAGGGGAGGGGGAGAGCUGCGGAGAGGCUGCUGAGGAGGUGCAUGGGGAGGGAAAGGGGAGGGGGAGAGCUGCGGAGAAGGCUGCUGAGGAGGUGCAUGGGGAGGGAAAGGGGAGGGGGAGAGCUGCGGAGAAGGCUGCUGAGGAGGUGCAUGUGGAGGGAAAGGGGAGGGGGAGAGCUGCGGAGAAGGCUGCUGAGGAGGUGCAUGUGGAGGGAAAGGGGAGGGGGAGAGCUGCGGAGAAGGCUGCUGAGGAGCUGCGGAGAAGGGCUGCUGAGGAGGUGCAUGUGGGAGGGAAAGGGGAGGGGGAGAGCUGCGGAGAAGGCUGCUGAGGAGGUGCAUGGGGAGGGAAAGGGGAGGGGGAGAGCUGCGGAGAAGGCUGCUGAGGAGGUGCAUGUGGAGGGAAAGGGGAGGGGGAGAGCUGCGGAGAAGGCUGCUGAGGAGGUGCAUGUGGAGGGAAAGGGGAGGGGGAGAGCUGCGGAGAAGGCUGCUGAGGAGGUGCAUGGGGAGGGAAAGGGGAGGGGGAGAGCUGCGGAGAAGGCUGCUGAGGAGCUGCGGAGAAGGCUGCUGAGGAGGUGCAUGUGGAGGGAAAGGGGAGGGGGAGAGCUGCGGAGAAGGCUGCUGAGGAGGUGCAUGGGGAGGGAAAGGGGAGGGGGAGAGCUGCGGAGAAGGCUGCUGAGGAGGUGCAUGGGGAGGGGGAAGGAGAAGGGGGGGGGAGGGGGAGAGCUGCGGAGAAGGCUGCUGAGGAGGUGCAAUGGGGAGGGAAAGGGGAGGGGGAGAGCUGCGGAGAAGGCUGCUGAGGAGGUGCAUGGGGAGGGAAAGGGGAGGGGGAGAGCUGCGGAGAAGGCUGCUGAGGAGGUGCAUGGGGAGGGAAAGGGGAGGGGGAGAGCUGCGGAGAAGGCUGCUGAGGAGGUGCAUGGGGAGGGAAAGGGGAGGGGGAGAGCUGCGGAGAAGGCUGCUGAGGAGGGAAAGGGGAGGGGGAGAGCUGCGGAGAAGGCUGCUGAGGAGGUGCAAUGGGGAGGGAAAGGGGAGGGGGGAGAGCUGCGGAGAAGGCUGCUGAGGAGGUGCAUGGGGAGGGAAAGGGGGAGGGGGAGAGCUGCGGAGAAGGCUGCUGAGGAGGUGCAUGGGGAGGGAAAGGGGAGGGGGAGAGCUGCGGAGAAGGCUGCUGAGGAGGUGCAUGGGGAGGGAAAGGGGAGGGGGAGAGCUGCGGAGAAGGCUGCUGAGGAGGUGCAUGGGGAGGGAAAGGGGAGGGGGAGAGCUGCGGAGAAGGCUGCUGAGGAGGUGCAUGUGGAGGAAAGGGGAGGGGGAGAGCUGCGGAGAAGGCUGCUGAGGAGGGGAGGGGGAGAGCUGCGGAGAAGGCUUGCUGAGGAGGUGCAUGGGGAGGGAAAGGGGAGGGGGAGAGCUGCGGAGAAGGCUGCUGAGGAGGUGCAUGGGGAGGGAAAGGGGGAGGGGGAGAGCUGCGGAAGAAGGCUGCUGAGGAGGUGCAUGGGGAGGGAAAGGGGAGGGGGAGAGCUGCGGAGAAGGCUGCUGAGGAGGUGCAUGGGGAGGGAAAGGGGAGGGGGAGAGCUGCGGAGAAGGGCUGCUGAGGAGGUGCAUGUGGAGGGAAAGGGGAGGGGGAGAGCUGCGGAGAAGGCUGCUGAGGAGGUGCAUGGGGAGGGAAAGGGGAGGGGGAGAGCUGCGGAGAAGGCUGCUGAGGAGGUGCAUGGGGAGGGAAAGGGGAGGGGGAGAGCUGCGGAGAAGGCUGCUGAGGAGGGGAGGGGGAGAGCUGCGGAGAAGGCUGCUGAGGAGGUGCAUGGGGAGGGAAAGGGGAGGGGGAGAGCUGCGGAGAAGGCUGCUGAGGAGGUGCAUGGGGAGGGAAAGGGGAGGGGGAGAGCUGCGGAGAAGGCUGCUGAGGAGGUGCAUGGGGAGGGAAAGGGGAGGGGGAGAGCUGCGGAGAAGGCUGCUGAGGAGGUGCAUGUGGAGGGAAAGGGGAGGGGGAGAGCUGCGGAGAAGGCUGCUGAGGAGGUGCAUGGGGAGGGAAAGGGGAGGGGGAGAGCUGCGGAGAAGGCUGCUGAGGAGGUGCAUGUGGAGGGAAAGGGGAGGGGAGAGCUGCGGAGAAGGCUGCUGAGGAGGUGCAUGGGAGGGAAGGGGAGGGGGAGAGCUGCGGAGAAGGCUGCUGAGGAGGUGCAUGGGGGAAGAAAGGGGAGGGGGAGAGCUGCGGAGAAGGCUGCUGAGGAGGUGCAUGUGGAGGGAAAGGGGAGGGGGAGAGCUGCGGAGAGGCUGGCUGAGGAGGGGGAGGCUGCUGCGGAGAAGGCUGCUGAGGAGGUGCAUGUGGAGGGAAAGGGAGGGGGAGAGCUGCGGAGAAGGCUGCUGAGGAGGUGCAUGGGGAGGGAAGGGAGGGGAGAGCUGCGGAGAGGGCUGCGAGGAGGUGCACAUGGGGUAGGGAAAAAGGGAAGGGGGAGAGUCUGCGGAGGAAGGCUGCUGAGGAGGUGCAUGUGGAGGGAAAGGGGAGGGGGAGAGCUGCGGAGAAGGCUGCUGAGGAGGGGAGGGGGAGAGCUGCGGAGAAGGCUGCUGAGGAGGUGCAUGGGGAGGGAAAGGGGAGGGGGAGAGCUGCGGAGAAGGCUGCUGAGGAGGUGCAUGGGGAGGGAAAGGGGAGGGGGAGAGCUGCGGAGAAGGCUGCUGAGGAGGUGCAUGGGAGGGAAAGGGAGGGGGAGAGCUGCGGAGAAGGCUGCUGAGGAGGUGCAUGGGGAGGGAAAGGGGAGGGGGAGAGCUGCGGAGAAGGCUGCUGAGGAGGUGCAUGGGGAGGGAAAGGGGAGGGGGAGAGCUGCGGAGAAGGCUGCUGAGGAGGUGCAUGGGGAGGGAAAGGGGAGGGGGAGAGCUGCGGAGAAGGCUGCUGAGGAGGUGCAUGGGGAGGGAAAGGGGAGGGGGAGAGCUGCGGAGAAGGCUGCUGAGGAGGUGCAUUGGGGAGGGAAAGGGGAGGGGAGAGCUGCGGAGAAGGCUGCUGAGGAGGUGCAUGGGGAGGGAAAGGGGAGGGGGAGAGCUGCGGAGAAGGCUGCUGAGGAGGUGCAUGUGGGAGGGAAAGGGGAGGGGGAGAGCUGCGGAGAAGGCUGCUGA
This is a messenger RNA of Closterium sp. Naga37s-1, 34527 nucleotides long. The record is from the annotation of a GenBank genome assembly. Lineage: Eukaryota; Viridiplantae; Streptophyta; Zygnematophyceae; Desmidiales; Closteriaceae.